CACAUAUCACAAAGAGGAGAAAAAGAUAUAAUUAGAGAGAGGGAAAAAUAAAAUCUCUCAAUAAUAUAAAACAUAACCUAAAUAUAGUAGAUAGAAUUGUAAUACUUGCUUCCACAUGAAGUGAGAAAACGUGUCAAAGUCUGAAUCUAUCUCCCUCUCUCAACUCUCAAGAUAUAUACUUUUCUUUUGGUGCACUAGCAAUGUAAAGUAAUAAACUUUAUUACCCGGUGGUCUUUUACCUUUGAAGGAUAAAAAAAAAAAAUGGAUAUUUCUAUGCUCGACCGACGGUGUUGAGGAUCUGAGUCCAUAUUUACUUUUUGUUUACUACAUAGAUUGCUUGAGAUCUUUGGUUACCUAGGUAUAAAGUUCGAGUCUUUACAAGUGGGCCUUUGAUCUGAACUUGGGUUAUCUGCUUCACCGUUCUCUUCUUCUGGCCGAAGAAAAAUGAGGGAAACGUUUGUAAUUUGGGUCUGUGUCUGGUUUGCGCUCCUAGGGUCGUGUUUGGCCAGAUUUGUAGUUGAGAAGAACAGUUUGAAGAUUACGUCACCCGACUCGCUGAAAGGAGUUCACGAAUGUGCAAUUGGGAAUUUUGGGGUUCCCGAGUAUGGAGGCACAAUGGUCGGAACUGUGUUGUACCCCAAAUCGAACCAGAAGGCGUGCAAGAGCUUCGACGAUGGCGAUGUUGCCUUUAAGCAUAAACCUGGUGGCAUUCCAAUUUUCUUACUUGCUGACAGAGGAGAUUGCUUUUUCACACUAAAAGCCUGGAAUGCUCAGAAAGGUGGGGCUGCGGCUAUUCUCGUAGCCGAUGAUCGGGUGGAACCUCUUAUCACCAUGGACACCCCCGAGGAAGAAGACGCACAUGCAGACUACCUGCAGAACAUAACCAUUCCAUCUGCUCUCAUCAGCAAGUCACUCGGGGACAAAAUAAAAAAGGAACUAGCUAAUGGGGGGAUGGUCAACAUAAAUCUCGACUGGAGGGAAGCUCUCCCUCAUCCAGACGAGCGUGUCGAGUACGAGCUCUGGACCAAUAGCAACGACGAGUGUGGGCCCAAAUGUGAUGCCCAGUUGAAUUUCGUCAGAGAUUUCAAGGGAGCUGCCCAGAUACUCGAACAGAAAGGAUACACUCAGUUCACCCCGCAUUACAUAACUUGGUACUGUCCCGAGGCUUUUAUACUGAGCAAGCAGUGUAAAUCGCAGUGCAUAAACCACGGGAGGUAUUGUGCUCCGGAUCCCGAGCAGGAUUUCAGCAGAGGGUAUGAUGGCAAGGAUGUUGUUGUGCAGAAUCUACGCCAGGCGUGCUUUUAUAAGGUAACGAAUGAAAGUGGGAAGCCGUGGCUAUGGUGGGACUAUGUGACUGAUUUUUCGAUCCGUUGCCCGAUGAAGGAUAACAAGUACACGAAAGAGUGUGCUGAUGAAGUCAUCCGCUCACUUGGUGUUGAUGUUAAGAAGAUAGACGAGUGUGUUGGAGACACAGAGGCAGAUGUUGAUAACCCGAUUCUAAAAGCAGAACAGGAAUCACAGAUAGGGAAGGGCUCACGAGGAGAUGUUACUAUCUUGCCAACUCUUGUUGUGAACAAUGGGCAGUAUAGAGGCAAGCUGGAGAAGGGAGCAGUUCUCAAGGCCAUUUGUUCAGGUUUUGAGGAGACUACUGAACCCGCCAUUUGUUUGACCAGAGAUAUUGAAACAAAUGAAUGUUUGGAGAACAAUGGUGGAUGCUGGCAGGAUAAGGCUGCCAACAUUACUGCUUGCAGGGAUACUUUCAGGGGAAAGGUAUGUGAGUGCCCCGUUGUGCAGGGUGUGAAAUUCGUUGGUGAUGGUUAUACUCAUUGUGAAGCUUCUGGUACAUUUAGAUGUGAAAUAAAUAAUGGAGGAUGUUGGAAAGGAACAAAAGACGGAAGAACAUAUUCUGCAUGCUUUGACAACCAUACAAAAGGCUGCAAGUGUCCGGCAGGUUUCAAGGGUGAUGGAGUUAAUAGCUGUGAAGAUAUUGAUGAAUGCAAGGAAAAGCUGGCUUGCCAGUGUCCGGAGUGCAAAUGCAGGAAUACUUGGGGGAGUUUUGAGUGCAGUUGCAGUAACAAUUUACUAUACAUACAUGAACACGACACGUGUAUAGGUAAAGAAUCUAUUGCACACUAUAGCUGGAGCUUUGUGUGGGUGAUUAUUCUUGGUUUGGCUGUAGCAGGAGUUUCAGGGUAUGCACUGUACAAGUAUAGAAUCCGGCAAUACAUGGACUCUGAGAUUCGGGCAAUCAUGGCGCAGUACAUGCCACUGGACAAUCAAGGGGAGGUUCCCACUCACAUGACUCAAGGGCAUGUUUAGACAUGACUAUAAAUUCUAAGAAUGGUCGAGGAAAAUAGAAAAUCAAAAUAAAAAUGUCACUUCAUCAUCUGCAAUUUAUUCGGUUGUGGGUUGUGGGUGUUUGCCGUGUGCAUCUAUGUAAUGUUAUGAUUUUCAACAGAUGUAGGCAAAACUUAUGUUCAUGUAUAGUGUUCAUGUUGAUUACCCUUUAUAAACUCCCAUUUUUGUGGGAAGUUUUUCCAUGGAUGAUCUUUUCCCAUUAGUGUGGAUAUUUCUGUGCUUGUAUGAGGCUUCAUAUUGGGAGGCAUGUACAUGUAAAGCUGAUCAUUUAUUCCAAAUGGGGUGUUUUUAAUCAUCAUUAAAA
Messenger RNA from Striga asiatica, 2662 nucleotides. Lineage: Eukaryota; Viridiplantae; Streptophyta; Magnoliopsida; Lamiales; Orobanchaceae. The record is from the annotation of a GenBank genome assembly.